Messenger RNA from Hyla sarda, 1403 nucleotides. RefSeq lists its product as uncharacterized. The transcript has 6 exons. The record is from RefSeq and is a predicted model, not a curated record. NCBI's taxonomy places the organism in Eukaryota, Metazoa, Chordata, Amphibia, Anura, Hylidae. Bases 432 to 1115 code for a protein of 227 amino acids.
AUCCGCUAAAAUACAUCUGGCGGGCUUUGCAGUCCAUGAGGGAAACAGCUCGCUACGUUCUUUCUGGGGGAGUUUACUCAUUGACUUACCUCAGCCCGGUCCGCUAGGUACAUAUGGCGGGGGCGGGCUCAGUCUGCUGAGGAGAACAGGUCAUACGUGCUUUCUAGGACGAGGCUGAAGUUGGUUUCUUCAGCUACUUAUUCGCUGAAAUGUAUUAAGAGAACUUUGCUGCUGCCAAUGUUUUGCUGAACCUGUCAUUUACAGACCUAGGAGUGCUGCGCUUUUUCUACAUAUAUACUACGAGGACUGUGGUUGAGUCUGGGGCGCUGGCACCCACUACAAAAUUGGCUAAAAACAAUAUACGUCUUCUGGAAGGAAUCCUCACAGCGGUCUGAACUAUAUGGAAUAGAAGAUAAAAGAGGACGAGACUGAUGAGAGAACAUAUUGCCUUAAAGGACAUCAGAAACCGAUGGAAAUCUGCGAGCGACUAUUUUGUUAAGGGUAUCAAGAAAGCAGAAAAAAGUGGGUCAGCUGGUGGCAAAAGGAAAAAAAUACCCUAUGAGGACCAACUUCAAUGUUUACGUCCUAACAGAGUUCUCAGACCAACUUCAGGCAACUUUCAGGCACCAUCCAAUACACAACAAGAUGCAGAUGAAGAGCCAAGGUCUGAGCCAGUGUGUUCAGACACACCUUUGGAAUCUGAAGCACCAGGCCCAUCCAAUCCAUUGGAAUAUUUUGACCAACAUCUGGAUGUAGAGGAGGAUGUGUCUAACCUUAGCAGUGAUCUUCCUCCCAGCAGCACACCUACACCAGCUGCUGGUGAGAUUGAAGAGAUGGAAGAAGCAACAAACAUACCUUCUUCACAAACAACGACCAGACCACCCACUGCUCGAAGGACCCGUAGAUCCCUCCGAAUAACUGAUAGUCAGCUUGAGGUUGAAAGUCAAGCUCUAUCAUUUAUUCGGAGGGUUGACAGCAGUGAUGACAGUUCUUAUUUUGGUUAUGAAAUGGCAUCUUGCUGUCGUAAAGAGCCUCUUGACCGCCAAAACCAUUUUAAAGCAUACUAUCAUGCUGUUGCGCAAGUCUUUCUUUCCCAAAGGCCUUGCCUCCAUUAGAGGAUAUAAUAAAAAAUUUGCACAUCAUAGCUGGACACAGGGCCCCCAGCCCUCCACCACCUGCACACAAUAUUUCCUCACAAACCGAGGGUUUUUAUGUGGGUACUUAACCCCUUAACGACGCAGGACGUAUAUUUACGUCCUGCGCCGGCUCCCGCGAUAUGAAGCGGGAUCGUGCCGCAAUACCGCAUCAUAUUGCGGCGGUCCCGGCGCUCAUCAACGGCCGGGACCCGCGGCUAAUACCACACAUCGCCGAUCGCGGCGAUGUGCGGUAUUAACCCUUUAGAA